This is a messenger RNA of Chaetura pelagica (chimney swift), 1749 nucleotides long. RefSeq names its product IQ motif containing B1 (gene IQCB1). Gene Ontology annotation, molecular function: calmodulin binding. NCBI's taxonomy places the organism in Eukaryota, Metazoa, Chordata, Aves, Apodiformes, Apodidae. Gene Ontology annotation, biological process: cilium assembly. The transcript is spliced from 13 exons. The annotation marks the transcript as partial. Gene Ontology annotation, cellular component: cilium. The record is from RefSeq and is a predicted model, not a curated record.
UUGGCCGCGCGGGUGAGCGGGAGCGGGGAGCGGGACGUCCCGGUGCUGCUGCUGGAGCUGAAGGGAAUUUUGAACGGUGCUUCCUUGGGAUGUGAAGAAUCAAAAAAGAUUAAGCAAGAUAUAUAUGAUUAUGGUCUUACUCAGUACUGCAUGCUGGUCCUUAGACAAGAUCACUCCAGACUGCGUGGAGGCUGGGCUACUGCUGCCCAGCUAGCAGAGAUCCUAAGUCAUUGUUGUGUAGGACUAGAGGUGAAAGAAGAUCCUGAGGAAUUUUACAAUAAAUUCCUUCCUUCAGUGAUAGACAACCUGCUGGUUUUGGGAAGACGCUUGCAAGCACGGUUUACCCGAGCAAUCAAGGAUAAGCAAGAUUUUUUACGCUGGUUCCAAACAGUAACUGAUGCCACCUGCUGGCUGUUCGGUGGGCAUGUUCAACUUGCAGCAUGCGUACUGCAAAAUGAGCACUUCCUGCAGUUGUUAAUAACAGAUGAUGUUGAAACAGCAAUUAUAAUGAUGUCUGUUUUACACAAUCUUUUGAACGUCAGUAGUUCUGUCUUGCUUCAGGUUGAUGAAGAGACCCUCCACACUGUUUUGGAUGAACUUGUUUAUAAGCUUUCAUCUACCACCAAUCCUGUCAUAGGAAGUGCUGCUACAAAACUGCUAUUGUUGGUGGCAAAAUGUUGCCAGCAGCUUGUGAAGUUACUCACAGCUCGCUACAAAGGAUUGAAAACACUUUUAAGUAAGCAGUGGACUGGCAGAGGAUUUGACAGGGAUCUCAGUCAACUCUUGGACCUGUUGUCCUUGGAACAAUCCAAUGGAAAAGCAGAAAUGCAGAGGCAGCAUCAAGCAGCUUGUAUAAUCCAGGCUACAUGGAGGGGAUUUCAGACAAGGAAAAGGCUGAAAAAACUACCCCAAGCAGUGACCACUUUACAGAGAAGCUUCAGGGCGAAACGGGAACAGGAGCUGCAGCAGUUAAAAAAACAGAGGGAAGAUGAGGGUCUGAAACUGCAAGUUCAACUUAAGAGACAGAGGGCCAUGAGACUCUUCCAUGAACGACAGCUGGCCUUUCUGGAAAUAAUCCAUGCCAGUCAGGUAAAUAAGUAUAUGGAGGAAACAGAAAGAAAAUCAGCAUUAACUAUCCAGAGAUUCUGGCGAGGAUAUAGAGCAAGAAGAAAUUUUCAUCAACAGAGACAAUCUCUUAAGGAGUAUAAAGCAGCUGUCAUAAUUCAGAGAGCAGCUUGUAAAUUCUUGGAAAAACGAAGGAGGAGGAGACCUCUCUCUCCUUGGAAAGAUCCCAAGGGAGUGACAGAUGAGCAGAGACUGGCUUUGCAGCAGAAGGUGGAUGACUACAUCAAACUGCAUCCGGCUUCCCAAAUGUCAGAAGAAAUGAGUAAGGAACUACAUAUGCAGGCCCAGGAAAAGCUGGCACAGUUCCUGUUGAGGAGCAGACUGGAUAGGAGAGCAGCGCAGCGCAGGGAGACAUUACUGGCUCAGGUCAACACUGAUGUGGAGCUGCUAAUGAAUGCUCCAGGGUUAGCAGAGACCACAGAAAAAGAUCUUGAUGUCUUUAUGAGUCGAUCAAUCCCUGUAGCUACCAAGGCAAGACAAUCCCACAACACUAGGCUGAAACACACUCACUGGCCAUGGUGGAAGAAGCUUGGAGAGGAGUUUGAGGAAGAUGAUGUCAUUUCUGAUGAUGCCCUAAAUGCAGAACUGGGAACUCUAUUUAUUGGUGGGAAGAAAUCCUUUUAG